UGAAUUUGUUAGCAUCUGAAUCUCGGGAGUACAUUCUGAAAUGUUGGAAUCCAACAAUAUCAUCAAUUUUAAUGGUCUAGCUAAUAGCUCCAGUUACCACACUUUCCUCUUGGAUGAAGAGCGAAGUCGACUCUAUGUCGGAGCAAAGGAUCACAUAUUUUCUUUCAACCUGGUUAACAUCAGAGAAUAUCAAAAGAUUGUUUGGCCUGUCUCUCAUUCCCGAAGGGAUGAGUGCAAGUGGGCUGGAAAAGAUAUUCUGAGAGAAUGUGCUAAUUUCAUCAAGGUGCUUAARGCUUAUAACCAAACACACUUGUAUGCCUGUGGAACGGGGGCCUUCCAUCCAGUGUGCGCCUAUAUUGAAGUUGGAAGCCAUCCUGAGGACAACAUUUUUAAAAUGGAAGAUUCACAUUUUGAAAAUGGCCGAGGGAAAAGCCCUUAUGAUCCUAAAUUGCUGACAGCUUCUCUUUUAGUAGAUGGUGAAUUGUACUCCGGGACYGCAGCGGACUUCAUGGGCAGAGACUUUGCCAUUUUCCGAACGUUGGGGCAUCACCAUCCCAUCCGAACAGAGCAGCAUGAUUCCAGGUGGCUCAAUGAUCCUAGAUUCAUUAGUGUUCACCUGAUACCAGAGAGUGAUAAUCCAGAAGAUGACAAAAUCUACUUCUUCUUCCGUGAAAAUGCAAUUGAUGGGGAGCACACUGGGAAAGCCACUCAUGCCAGAAUAGGGCAGAUCUGUAAGAAUGAYUUUGGUGGACACAGGAGCCUUGUUAACAAAUGGACGACUUUCCUGAAAGCCCGGCUGAUCUGUUCCGUGCCAGGACCCAAUGGCAUCGACACACACUUUGACGAACUGCAGGAUGUGUUUCUAAUGAACUCAAAAGACCCUAAAAAUCCAAUAGUCUAUGGAGUGUUUACAACUUCCAGUAACAUCUUCAAGGGCUCGGCAGUGUGCAUGUACAGCAUGUCGGACGUCAGGAGGGUCUUCCUGGGUCCCUAUGCUCACAGGGACGGCCCCAACUACCAAUGGAUCCCAUAUCAGGGGCGAGUGCCAUAUCCACGACCGGGAACGUGCCCCAGUAAAACCUUUGGAGGCUUUGAUUCUACUAAGGACCUUCCUGAUGAGGUUAUAACGUUUGCAAGAAGUCAUCCAGCCAUGUACAACCCCGUUUUUCCUAUCAACAACCGUCCAAUCAUGAUCAAAACAGAUGUGGAUUACCAGUUCACCCAGAUAGUAGUAGAUCGAGUUGAUGCAGAAGAUGGCCAAUAUGAUGUGAUGUUCAUUGGCACAGAUAUUGGAACAGUUCUUAAAGUGGUUUCAAUUCCUAAGGAGACUUGGCAUGACUUAGAGGAAGUCUUGCUGGAAGAAAUGACAGUCUUUCGGGAACCCACUGUUAUUUCAGCAAUGAAGAUUUCCACAAAACAGCAACAGCUCUACAUUGGCUCAGCCACCGGCGUUUCACAGCUGCCUUUACACCGCUGUGAUGUGUAUGGGAAGGCAUGUGCUGAGUGUUGCCUGGCUAGAGACCCUUACUGUGCCUGGGACGGCUCCUCUUGCUCACGUUACUUCCCCACUGCUAAGAGGCGUACUAGGCGACAAGACAUCCGAAAUGGAGACCCUCUUACUCACUGCUCAGACCUGCAGCAUCAUGAUAACCCAAGUGGCCAGACCCUGGAGGAAAAGAUUAUCUAUGGAAUAGAGAAUAGUAGCACUUUUCUAGAGUGCAGUCCAAAAUCUCAGCGUGCUGUAGUCUAUUGGCAAUUCCAGAAACAAAAUGAUGACCGCAAAGAAGAGAUAAAAGUUAAUGAUCGUAUGAUACGGACAGAACAAGGUUUAUUGCUGCGAAGUCUCCAACGGAGAGACUCUGGUAUUUACUUUUGUCAUGCUGUGGAGCAUGGCUUCAUGCAAACUCUACUCAAAGUGACCCUGGAAGUGAUUGAUACUGAUCACCUGGAAGAGCUGCUCCAUAAAGAAGAAGAUGGUGAUGCCGCCAAGAUCAAGGAUGCCACCAAUAGUAUGACUCCCAGUCAAAAAAUCUGGUAUAGAGACUUCAUGCAGUUAAUCAAUCAUCCCAACCUUAACACAAUGGAUGAGUUCUGUGAGCAGGUUUGGAAAAGAGACCGCAAACAACGUCGGCAAAGGCCUUCUAAUACGCAGGUGAAUACGAAUAAGUGGAAGCACCUACAAGAGAAUAAAAAAGGUAGGAACAGGAGGACCCAUGAAUUUGAGAGGGCACCACGGAGUGUCUGAGCUACAUUACCUCUAGGAACCUCAUCCAAGUAGAAACUUGUAUAGACAGAUAACUGGAAAAAAAUGCAAUAUACAUGAACUUUUUCAUGGCAUUAUGUGGAUGUUUACAAGAGUGGAAAGCUCAAACAAUUUCCACCAGGUUAAAGAAAAAAUCAAUUUCUAACUUUCCUAGUAAAUUCUUCCUCUCUGCACCAAGUCUAAGACCAGAACAACCAGAGUUUCAAGAGAUAACUUACCUGAACCUAGCUUAUUGCUAAAAAAGUUCUGCAGGUGUUCAGCAGGCAGGUUUUGCUUUCUCUGUUGCCUAAGAUAUAAACAAAAUGCUGUAUUUCAUGCUGCCAUCUUAAAGGAAAGAAAAACAAAACCCACCUUCCAUCAUCAACACUGCCAUUCCUAGACUUAUAUAUAAAACUGCAUGAAUUCAUUAAGCUGAUGACCGUCUAAACAUGUGAUUGGACACAAGGAUUUUGUUCUUGUUUUGUCUACCAGUUCUCCUGUUUAUAUUUACUAGAAAAGGAAAACAAUAUCUAAUGAGAUUGUUUGUGGGAACCUGAACAACAUAAGCCAUCCAUCAUCCAGAAGAACAAAAAAUGUGGAGUACACUGGCCUACUACUGAUGACUUCUUCCAGCUUUGAUCUAAAGAUGUAUUUUAUUAAAACUAUAAUUUAAAUGUACCAUGACAAAUAUGCAGCAAACAUUAGCUCUUUUCUAAAAUAGAUUAGACUUUUUGUCUUAGAAUUAUUGUACUUUCUAAUUAUUGGUUUAGAGGAAAAAAAGACAACUUCCAUUUACGAGCUGCUUUACUCUUUCAUUUGGAAACUCUUUCAGGGGAGCUAGUUGCACUGCAGUUAACCUCCUCCCCUCUGUCCCAAUAGUCUAUAUGACAUGUAACUUCAAAGCAGUUUUAAAACUAAGCUACUUUAACAUGAAAUUCUCUGUAUAGCAUGGAAGUCUUCUGCAUUCUUUUUUUUUUUUUUUUUUUUCCUAAGUAUGAUAUUUGGAAUGAUUUAGCUUGUAUAAUAUCUUGCUAUAGAUUGAACCAAUGAAAAGGAGAGCAUUUGAUUUCAGUUGUAUAUUUUUUUAAUUAAAAGUAAAUAACAUUAAAAUACCCUCUACUAAUGACACUCUUGCUUUCUUGGUUCAUAAAUAUAUGUGAAUGCUAAUAUUUAAAUACUGUGGCUCAUAUAUUGUCAUAUAUCUGUGAGCAAAGCUCACCUUCAGUUUGAGGCAUUUUGUUCCCAGCUCAGUGGUUGAAAUAUGUCCACAAUUUUGAUCCUCAGUGCUCCAUCCUUUCUGUGGACCCAGAUCAACCAAAUGCAAAUAAUCUGCAUAAGGCCACGUAAAUAGUAACCUCAUAGCUAUCUCUCUGUUACAAGGUCUAAGCCACUAUUCUGUUUGUGAUAAAGGAGUUGGACUAGAUGAUCUCCAAAGGUCCCUUCCAACCUCAGUCAUUCUGUGAAGCCUGCUGCAGUAAAUUGAUCAAAUUCAGCUUGUGAUGUCUGUUAGUUUAUGCUAACAGAUAAUUUGGUCCUGUACUUCUAUCUUAUGUUUAAUUCUAUAUGCAGGAGAGCAACAGGGUAAAACAGAUAACAAUGCACUUGCACCGUAAGUGUCAGUUUAGGGAUGUAAGUAGUGGAUUUGAUUCACCUCAGCACAGAUGUGCCUUUGGUCCCCAGUUCUAUGGUGUCCAGUUCUUUUGAGGUCAUCUUGAUCCAGUGUCCCAUAUUUUAUCUUGAUAGARUCAGUAAAUAAUUUCAAGUAAUGUUACUGUGGGAAACAAUUGUAGAACAAAGUCCUUAGUUUGCUAAAUGAGCUUUUAUAUAGAAGUGUGUCUGUCUUGAUGACUGAUSUGUUUUGUUGCUUUUCACUCCAGAUUAUUUAAUUUAUGAAUCACAACACUAUCAUCAGCCUUAUCGGACACAAUAUAGCACAACUGCUGUGACAGCAUCUCCCUCAUAAUAUAUCCCAGUCUCCUUGACACUUAGUAAUUAAAGUAUCUUUCUGAUUAGUGAAGUCUUGGCCUCCUUCCCUUCACAGCUAUUUGGUUUUCACUAAAGGCCCAGACAUUUUUGUCCCCUUUAAAUCUUUUGCAGGGAAUGAACUUACAACAUUUUUAUCCUUUUAAUUCUAUAGUAAAAAUUAAUUGAAUAGAGUAUGAUUAGGCUGUAUGGUUCAGGAGAGCACUUGGGUAUUUAAUUUUAGAGCAACCCGAAAUCUCUCUUAUGCUUAACUUGAUGCCUGUGAAGCUUUAAUAGGCAGUUCAAUUCCCAUGCUUUCAUGAGGUGUUGAAUAGGGCUGAAUUAAAACAGAGAUUCAAUAUGUGCUUUCCUGUACAGAAGUAUUAAUUUUUUCAGCUUAGUCCAUGAUUAAUUUGUGAACAUUGUUGUCAGCUGAAGUAUUUAACUGUAAUCACAGAACACUCUUUAGCCUUUUGUGUAGGGCUAUUGUAUACCAUCGAAUCAUUAGAAUACUCUUUGUUACAAAAGGAAACAGUUUUAACAUGAAGCUCAGAGAAUUCAGUGAGAAAAAUGCAGAUUGAUUUCAACAAACUCUAAAUGACUUUAGUUUCUUUUCUCACAUGUUAAUGGUAUUUGUCUGCCUUUUUUUCCCCCUACUAUGCUCAUUUCUACAGCAAUUACUGCAAAAAAUCAACACCAAACCAACCUCUUUCCCUCACUCUUUAAGAAAACAAAGAUUAAAUGAACUGGGUAUGCUGAGAUAUGUUCUUCUCUGCAGAARGGUAAUCAACAGGAACAAAAUUGCAGAAGCUGCAAGGCUUUUACCAUAUCCUAAUAGUCUAAUUGAGCAAUUUAAAUGAUCAGAUUUUACCUACUUCAAUUGUACCAUCAGGUCUCUUUUAAAGGAGUAAUCUUAUUCAUAUCUUUAUAUCAGCUCAUACAAGUAAGAGGGCAGAGGAUCAAGCCAACAGCUGAAAUUGUUGAUUUUCAGGUUAAUAUUAUGAUCCAGUUAAAAUAGAAUUUGGUAUUAAUUUAAAAUGAACUUUUUUUUUUUCAAAGAACGUAGCCCUUAAUGAAUUAAUGUAUAGAAGGAUUCU
This is a messenger RNA of Nothoprocta perdicaria, 5301 nucleotides long. RefSeq names its product semaphorin 3A (gene SEMA3A). Lineage: Eukaryota; Metazoa; Chordata; Aves; Tinamiformes; Tinamidae. Gene Ontology annotation, biological process: positive regulation of neuron migration; neural crest cell migration; motor neuron axon guidance. Bases 41 to 2245 code for a protein of 734 amino acids. The transcript has 17 exons. Gene Ontology annotation, molecular function: semaphorin receptor binding; chemorepellent activity; neuropilin binding. The record is from RefSeq and is a predicted model, not a curated record.